Molecule: messenger RNA, 3847 nt
Organism: Cuscuta campestris
Lineage: Eukaryota; Viridiplantae; Streptophyta; Magnoliopsida; Solanales; Convolvulaceae
Source: the annotation of a GenBank genome assembly
CGAACUCGGAAACAAAUGGGCAAGUCAGGAAUUUGCGCCAAGAUUUUUCACUGAUCCGUAAUUGCUCCCCCUUCGCGCCUUCUGUCGCUGCCAUGGUAGCUCAGGUGGAAAGUCAAGCCGCCGCAGGCGGAGGCGGCCCUGCAUCUAUUUCAAUUGCUUCCCCAGCCGCCGCCGCCUGUCAGGACCAUAUAGAGAACACUAAGACUUUGAUUUGCGCCCUCAAUUUAAUAUCUCGCAAUCUCCCCCUUCCUCAAGACGUUUUAGAUGCAGUCUCCUCCAUCUUUCUCGCCGGGGAGGAUGAGCCCGGUGAAGAUUGCGCUGUCCAGGGUGAUAGCGGCAUUGAGAAAGCGCCCAGCCCAAUUGGUUCUGGCAUGGCAACUUAUGGAGAACUGAUGGCAGAUUUUGAGGAUUCACUAUUGAAAGAAAAAUCUAGCUGUACAUCAGGUUCUGCAUUGCAAAGAUCAAAGGAAUUUCGUUAUGAAAGCCACAUACGUAGUCGUUUGAGUGAACUAGAAGAUUUGCCAACAAGUAGAGGUGAGGACCUUCAGUCAAAGUGCUUGCUUGAACUCUAUGGAUUGAAGCUAGCAGAGUUGCAGCGCAAAGUUCGUUCUGAAGUGAGUUUAGAGUACUGGCUUCGUGUGCAUUGCUCAAAUCCCGAUGAGCAGCUAUUUGACUGGGGCAGGAUGCGAUUGGACCGUCCUAUAUAUGGAAUUGGAGAUGCUUUUGCUGUCGAAUCUGAUGAUCCUUUGAAGAAGAAACGUGAUGCUGAGAGGUUAUCGAGAAUAGAAGAAGAGGCAAGGAAUCGUGUGGAGACUAAGAAAAGGAAGUUCUUUUCGGACAUACUUAAUGCACAACGUGAACUCCAACAGCUUGUGCUUGCUGUUCAAAAGCGGAGAAAACAGAGAAAUGAUGGUAUCCAGGCAUGGCAUGCAAGACAAAGGCAACGAGCUACGCGAGCUGAAAAAUUGAGGUUCCAGGCACUUAAAGCUGAUGAUCAAGAAGCAUACAUGAAAAUGGUUGAUGAGAGCAAGAAUGAACGGUUGAGAUUGCUUCUACAAAACACAAAUGAUCUACUAGGCCGAUUGGGAGCAGCUGUUCAACGGCAAAAGGAUGCUGACCAUGAUGGUAUUGAACCGUUAGAAGGUUCGGGCUCUGAUUUAGCAGAGUUGACAGCUUCAAAAACUGGAACUCCUGGGCAGUCAGCCCCUGUGGAGAAUGAAGAUGUCGUUGAUAAUGAGUCUGCUUGUGAUACAAAGACAAAUGAUUUACUUGAAGGACAACGAAAAUAUAAUUCGGCUGUGCAUUCAAUCCAGGAGAAGGUGACCGAGCAACCAGCCAUGCUUCAGGGUGGAGAAUUAAGACCUUACCAGUUAGAAGGGCUUCAAUGGAUGUUGUCUCUGUUCAAUAACAAUCUAAAUGGAAUUUUAGCUGAUGAAAUGGGGCUGGGGAAGACAAUUCAAACUAUUUCUCUUAUUGCUCAUCUCAUGGAAAACAAGGGUGUGACUGGUCCGCACUUGAUUGUGGCCCCAAAAGCUGUACUGCCAAAUUGGAUCAAUGAAUUUCAAACAUGGGCACCAAGUAUUGUUGCUGUUCUUUAUGAUGGACGACUAGAUGAAAGGAAGGCAUUGAGAGAAGAGUACUCUGGAGAGGGGAAAUUUAAUGCUAUAAUAACCCAUUAUGAUCUUAUCAUGAGAGAUAAAUCAUUUUUGAAGAAAAUUCACUGGCACUACAUGAUUAUUGAUGAAGGGCAUAGGUUGAAAAAUCAUGAGUGUGCUCUUGCACGUACUGUUGCGGGCUAUCGAAUCCGGCGGAGACUUCUAUUGACUGGUACCCCAAUUCAAAAUAGCUUACAAGAACUAUGGUCACUUCUUAAUUUUCUCCUACCAAACAUAUUUAAUUCUGUGGAGAACUUCGAGGAUUGGUUUAAUGCACCCUUCUCGGAUAAAUGUGAUAUCACUCUAACAGAUGAAGAAGAGCUUUUGAUUAUUCGCCGCUUGCACCAUGUUAUUAGGCCAUUCAUAUUGCGAAGGAAGAAAGAUGAAGUGGAGAAGUUUCUUCCUGGGAAAACACAGGUUAUCCUGAAAUGCGACAUGUCAGCAUGGCAGAAAUUAUACUAUCGCCAAGUGACAGAUGAAGGGAGGGUCGGACUGGGUACUGGAACUGGAAAAUCCAAAAGCUUGCAGAACUUGUCCAUGCAACUCAGGAAAUGUUGCAAUCACCCAUACCUUUUUGUGAAUCAGUAUAAUAUGUGGCAAAAGGAGGAGAUUGUAAGAGCAUCUGGGAAAAUUGAGCUUCUUGACCGGUUACUUCCCAAACUCCGUAAAGCUGGACAUAGGGUCCUCCUUUUCUCACAGAUGACCCGUCUCAUGGACAUUCUUGAAAUCUAUUUGCAGCUGAACGAAUUCAAGUAUCUUAGACUUGAUGGUGGAACAAAGACAGAGGAAAGAGGUUCUUUGGUGAAACAAUUCAAUGCCCCAGAUUCCCCGUACUUCAUGUUUCUCCUCAGUACUCGUGCUGGUGGACUCGGCCUGAAUUUACAGACAGCAGAUACUGUGAUAAUCUUUGACAGUGAUUGGAAUCCUCAAAUGGACCAACAGGCAGAAGACCGAGCACAUCGAAUUGGGCAAAAGAAUGAAGUCAUGGUUUUUGUUUUAGUUAGCGUGGGAUCAAUCGAAGAGGUCAUCUUGGAGCGUGCAAAACAGAAGAUGGGUAUUGAUGCUAAAGUCAUCCAGGCAGGACUGUUCAAUACAACUUCCACUGCUCAAGACAGGAGAGAGAUGUUAGAAGAGAUCAUGCGUAGAGGUACAAGCACCCUGGGGACUGAUGUGCCAACGGAGAGAGAGAUCAACAAUCUUGCGGCGCGGUCAAAGGAGGAAUUUUGGCUGUUUGAGAAGAUGGACGAAGAGAGAAGGCAAAAGGAGCGCUACCGAUCCCGUCUCAUGGAAGAUCACGAGGUUCCAGACUGGGCAUACGUUCGGGCCGAAUCCAACCAAGGAAAGGGAAAAGGGUUUCUAUACGACAGCGCAAACCUAAACGGGAAGAGGAAGAGAAAAGAGGUUGUGUAUGUCGACACGCUGAGUGAUCUCCAAUGGAUGAAGGCUGUGGAGGAUGGAGAGGAAUUUCUGAAGCAGUCAGGAAAGAAGAGGCGUGCCGCUGCUGCAGAGGAUCCGUUGCCCAGCAAAACGCCGCAUGAUCAAGAUCAGCAGGGGGUUGAUUCUUCUUCGUUACCUCCCCCUCCUCCUCCAAGUAAAUGGAGCGACCAUCUCAGUAUUAGUUUUUCAAGAGGAGAGGAGAAAAUGAAGAAGGGACACGAUGAAGCUGCUUUGCAGGUAAAUGAGGAGGCACCAACAACACCAACAACAACCAGCGAAGGCGAAGAAGACGCCAUUGGAACAACCCCACUAAAAGGGUAUCAUAAUAUUAAUAAUAAACCAGGAGCUGCUGCUGCUUCUGCUGCUGCCCCACCAUCACAGAGGAAUGAGUACACCGGCUUCACUGGUAAUUUGGAAGGACCGACAUGGAAGUCGCUCAAGAGGAGGCGAUCUAGCUUGCAAUAAUGAAAACCAUUUCUCCCCCCUCUUUCAACUUUGGCGUCCAAAGGUUGGUGGCUAUACUGAAGCAAAUUAGCAGUAGGCCAAAAUGAUAAGGCAGAUCUUGUUGAUUGUUGUUAUCACAAUCAAGUAACACAGCCUCUGGUAUUUGUAUCCUAGUUUAGUUUCUGUACGUAUGUUUGUGUGUACCAUUUUGCUCACAAAUAAACACUCCCUCAUCGCCCCUCUCCCUUUACUAACUAUUCAUUUUUUUUUUCUAUUUCCAAAGUCUGUGUAAACUAUAGAAAACAUUUAGG